This is a messenger RNA of Ananas comosus (pineapple), 420 nucleotides long. RefSeq names its product AT-hook motif nuclear-localized protein 17-like. The record is from RefSeq and is a predicted model, not a curated record. The coding region runs from base 1 to 420 and encodes 139 amino acids. Gene Ontology annotation, molecular function: minor groove of adenine-thymine-rich DNA binding; DNA-binding transcription factor activity. Gene Ontology annotation, cellular component: nucleus. The transcript is spliced from 2 exons. Lineage: Eukaryota; Viridiplantae; Streptophyta; Magnoliopsida; Poales; Bromeliaceae.
AUGCGGCCGCACGUGCUCGAGAUCCGGCCCGGGCACGACGUGGCCGACGCCCUCGCGCGCUUCGUCCGCGGCCGCGGCGUCGGGAUCUGCGUCCUCUCCGCCCACGGGGCCGUCUCCGACGGGCAGGUCCUGGGGGGCACGGUGGCGGGCCCGAUGGUGGCGGCGGAGACGGUGGUGGUGGUGGCCGCGGCGUUCUCCAACCCCGCCGUCCACCGCGUCCCCGCCGACGACGACGACGACCCCACCGCCGCCGCGCCGGAGGAGGAUCGCCACCACCAGCGCCGCGGCCCCGCCCCGCCGCGCUCGGCGGCGCUUGCGGGGGCGCCGGUGACGUCCGUUUACGGCGCCCACUUCCCUUCGGAGGUCGCUUGGGCGCCCACCGCGCGGCCGCCUCCUCCGCCGCCCCCGCCUCAUUACUGA